Messenger RNA from Verruconis gallopava, 1749 nucleotides. RefSeq lists its product as uncharacterized. The record is from RefSeq and is a predicted model, not a curated record. Gene Ontology annotation, molecular function: oxidoreductase activity. Bases 162 to 1604 code for a protein of 480 amino acids. The transcript is spliced from 3 exons. NCBI's taxonomy places the organism in Eukaryota, Fungi, Ascomycota, Dothideomycetes, Venturiales, Sympoventuriaceae.
CUCGACAUCGCUAUGAGUCCACCGAGGCCUUGAUUGCGCGGAGUUGCUAUCUCUAGAUCUCACGUAAUAAAGGGCUUGCGAUUUCCUCAAUAGUGAUGCUCGUGUUUCCAGUCGAGUCGUAUCUGUUGGAACAUUUUACCAUAUCAUAACUGCGUCUUACGAUGGAAUCACCCAAGACGAAGCCAAAGCUAGGGCAGAAAUUUCACUGCUACGGAAUCAGUUUCAAAUGGACUUCGUUGCAUAAGAGCGCCGAAGAACUAAAUAAAUUGGUCUUCACGUAUGACAAGCUCGCGACAGACACGGUCAAUUAUUUGCAAGAGAACGCGACUUCAAACAAAGAUGUCCACGGCAGAGAUCUGUUCAAGCUAUUAAAAGAUGAGGCAGAAGAUGGCGGUGUCGUGGGCCAGUUGUGGGAUCAGGUCAACACAGUACCGGAAUGGGUCGACUGGCAACAAAUUGAGAGGGGUCAAAAAGUCUUCUGGAGAUACGUUGGUCCAGCACUUGUGGCACUCGGUCAAAUGUCAUUACUUGGUUCCUUCGGCUACGGACGUGCAGUUAGGGUUCUUGACAAGACGGGAGGUUGGAAGACUGAAAACACGUUUCGUCGCCUUCUGGAGACUACCCAGCACACGCUUGAUGUACACAAAGAUUUAAAGUCACUACAACCUGGUGGCGACGGAUGGGAGUCAUCAAUCCGAGUCCGGCUUCUUCACAGCUCGGUCCGACGUCGAAUUAUGGCUCUUGCCAGAGAAAAGCCAGAAUACUACGACAAAAUCGUAGAUGGUGUACCAAUCAACGACAUGGACAGCAUUAUUACUAUGAAUGACUUCUCCUCUCUUGUCAUGUAUCUCGGCCUCCCCCGCCAAGGUAUAUACCCGUCCAAGCAAGAGAUUGCUGACUAUCUCGCGACAUGGAGAUAUAUCUGCUACAUCAUGGGUACUCCAGACUUUUUCUUGGAAACACCAGAGAGCGCUAAGGCGAUGAUGGAGUCCAUCUUCCUUUCCGAGGUGAAACCGGACGAACAAGCAGGUGUCAUUUCCAACAAUAUGAUCAAUGCGUUGGUUGGUCAGGCACCUAGCUACGCCUCCCGUGGCUUCCUGCAGGCGAUGGUGUACUGGCUAAACGGGAAAGAAAUCGCUAGAUCCUUAGAGAUUGAAGCUCCCAGCCUUUACCAUACCAGCUUGGUAGCUGGCCAGUGCUGGCUAUUCAUGCUUCUCACAUACCCUCGCCGAUUUACUCCGACCUUCAUCGACGACCGCAUCAACGAGGCUACCAAGAAGAAGAUUUAUGAUGCUCUUGUUCACAACAAGGAGAAGGGAGCACUUGGCUACAAGGCAAAGUUCACGUUCAAGUGGAUUCCGGCUCUCGACUUUCGAACGCCACCUGGAGAUACGAAAGCGGAUAGGACCAAGGAUUCCGGUGCUCUCAAACAUUUUGGCCCCGAAGCAGUAUCAAUCGUCACGCUGUUAAUGACCGCUUUUUCCGCUGCAGGCGGAGUCUGGGGCGCUUUUAGCACGGCGAAAAAAUUUGGGCUCUUGCCAGCCUGGCCAGCUUGGCUUCCAGAGUUCAUGCUGAGGCUUGCAAAGCCGACUUUUUCGCCCUGAUAAGGAAUAUUGUUCAGCAUUAUGCUUACGUUUUUGCUUUUUCUUUUUUUUUCUCUCUGUAAUUCGUAGCAAAAGCUCUAAAUAAACGCGAUGGAAUCAUCUAGACUGUACGUUAGAAAUCUGCAGUAGACGAAAGAUGCUAAGA